Messenger RNA from Phragmites australis (common reed), 804 nucleotides. RefSeq lists its product as uncharacterized. Gene Ontology annotation, biological process: mitochondrion organization. The transcript is spliced from 5 exons. Gene Ontology annotation, cellular component: mitochondrion; nucleus. The record is from RefSeq and is a predicted model, not a curated record. NCBI's taxonomy places the organism in Eukaryota, Viridiplantae, Streptophyta, Magnoliopsida, Poales, Poaceae. The coding region runs from base 150 to 560 and encodes 136 amino acids.
AAAAUCUCCACUCGAGGCUGCUCUCCGGUCUCCGCCUAUAAAAGCUAACCCUAGGUUAGGGUCCGUUCGUGUCCUCUCUCUGUUCAUCCGUUCCCCACCACGCGCCGUUUUCACUAGGGUUUCCUCCGCCGACCGCUCCAGCCGCCGCCAUGCCUCGCCGCAGCUCAGGAAGGUCAGCACCACGGCCUGCGCCGCGUGCUGCUCCAGUGAGAAACCCACCACAGCCAGUGCGCCAGGCUCCUCCCCCUGCUCCUACUCAGAGCGGAAGUGGUUCCAUUCUUGGAGGAAUUGGGUCCACGAUUGCACAAGGCAUGGCAUUUGGUACUGGCAGUGCCAUGGCACAUAGAGCUGUCGACGCUGUGAUGGGUCCCCGAACCAUUCAGCAUGAGACUGUUGUCUCGGAGGCUGCUGCUGCUCCGAUGAGCAACACUGAUUCUUGCAACAUCCACUCUAAGGCCUUCCAAGAUUGUAUCAACAACUACGGAAGCGACAUCAGCAAGUGCCAGUUCUAUCUUGACAUGUUGAACGAGUGCCGCCGGGGAGCAGGUGCUUCUGCUUAAAGAGCUGCUGCUUCACUGGAGUUGAUUGAUUGGGUUUUUUUUUUUACUCAUGAUAUCAUUAAUAAGAGUGGAUGAAACUAUGAACUACUGCACAACUUGUCUGUACCGUGACAUUAUCACCGGUGCGUGUUAGGUUGUGGUUAUGUUCUGUUAUCCUGGGAGUAGUACAUUCUAUCCUUACUGAACAACCAUUCUUGAUAAUUGCGAUUAUAAAUGUUGAUAUUAAUCUGUUGUUCUUGGACUA